This is a messenger RNA of Phytophthora nicotianae INRA-310, 1528 nucleotides long. RefSeq lists its product as hypothetical. The transcript has a single exon. Lineage: Eukaryota; Oomycota; Peronosporomycetes; Peronosporales; Peronosporaceae. The coding region runs from base 118 to 1416 and encodes 432 amino acids. The record is from RefSeq and is a predicted model, not a curated record.
UUGCCACCUCGACGCGGGAGCUUCGGCCGCGUUCAUCAUCGCUGUUUCUCCCCUCCCUCGCAGCGUGGGGGCGGCAAGCUCAGUACGAAGCUCGCCGCCCAGUCCGAGUGGCGGUGCAUGGAUCCUUUGGACACCAUCAGCUAUAGCUCGCACUCCCGACGCCCGCAGGAGCCGUCACCUCCGAGCAAGACGACCUCGACCAGCAGUAGACUCUUCGUUCUCUGUGCCACCCUCGCGGCGGCCGCGCUGCUGGUCUCGUUUAUCUUCUACUCUAUCCAUGAAGGUCAUUCACGCAACUCCGUCUAUCUGCUGCAAGGCUGUCUGGCCGUCGCCUUGCUCGAGAAGAGCUGGUGGCACUACCGCAUCCGGCAACGGUUCCUGGCUCCGCUGGAGGCGUCCGUGGCUGCUGUAUUCGGAAGCACAGACCCUGAGAGACCGCGACCUGAUCCAAGCGAAUAUGAGUGCGCCCUACGCUGCAGAAUGGAGCCCAAGGCGUACGCGGUGACCAAAUUCACAGACAGAUGCAUGAAAAACGUACGAGGCGCGACAGUUACAGCGGCGCUUGUAAUGGCGUCUACCGUCGGUGCGGUAGGCAGCAUCAUUGCGUUGUAUACGGAAGACACGGUACUUGUGUGUGCCGCGGUAGGCUGCUUCGCUGGCGUGCUGUCUGCAUGCUUCGCUCCGACACCAAGUGACGGCGUCGCCAUUCUGGUUCACCAGGGUGCGCUCACUGUGACGGCCAUGAACACCAUGAUCGCACACUAUACUGGAUCAGAGACACAGAUGGCGAUCCUGGACUACCUGUUCGUGGCACUCGCGGGCUGGGUCAUCAUCGUCAUCUCACGUAUUAUCGCGUCCAAGAAACUAUUAGAGUGCUUCCUCAUGGUGACGCUGGAUACCGUCGCGCUGCUUCACGUGACGGUUAUUAUGAUGGAAGUCGUGGAUUUUGUGGAGCAUCCACUCGCUAACAAUCUCCCUGGUGAAUUGGCAGCCUUCUUCGUUACAAUAGCGUGCGCAGAAUUGGGUCACUACCUGUUUGACUUGGUGACGACGGAGUGGCUGUCUCGCUGUUUCCGUCGCUGGAGAUACACCUUCCCGAGGCUCUACGGGGCAGCAGACUUUGUCAUAUCUGUAAUAUUUGCCGCUGUUGGAAUGACGGUGUGGAUGACGUGGUUGUUCGCCACGGAUACGAGUACGUGGAAUGUUGUUGCUCUGCUCGGAGCAGCGGCGCUGUCCCAAUUGGGACGCUCGUUCAUGACUCUGAUCCACGAGACAGCCAUGGCGCCUCCGUGGAACCGCACGACGUACACGGUCUGGAACAACGGCAUCAUGGAGUUAAUGAACCCGUUUCUUGUCGGGUGGAUCGCAUUCCACCCAUACGCCAAGACGAUCUUGGAGGCCGAAGGGGGCUAUUAAGUUAGGAUAAAUGUUAGGAAGAGAGGCUGGUAAAGUAUUUAUUGAGGUGAGAACUCUAAAGUGGUGGUAGAAAGUUGAGCUAUCAAGGUAAUGAAUGGCUCUUAAUCAACUU